Messenger RNA from Fusarium falciforme, 609 nucleotides. RefSeq lists its product as hypothetical. NCBI's taxonomy places the organism in Eukaryota, Fungi, Ascomycota, Sordariomycetes, Hypocreales, Nectriaceae. Gene Ontology annotation, molecular function: oxidoreductase activity, acting on the CH-OH group of donors, NAD or NADP as acceptor. Bases 1 to 609 code for a protein of 202 amino acids. The record is from RefSeq and is a predicted model, not a curated record. The transcript has a single exon.
AUGAGCGUGUCCUUUGCCAAGUCAGGUGCCAGCAAAAUUGCCAUAGCAGCAAGUUCGAUGCCCUCUGAAACAUGCCGAGAGAUGUUGGCUGCCACUGCUGAUCUUCCGAUUCCUAAGCCCUCCAUCCUGCCUAUUCAGAUGGAGGUGGCUGACCAAGUGAGCAUCGCCAGCGCCGUCGAUGUGGUACGGGCUGGGUUUGGCUAUCUGGAUAUCAUGAUCAUCAACGCUGGGGUGUUGACCAAGGGUAGGAUAAUUGACAGUAGCCCUGAAGAUUGGGCGAGGAACUGGAUCGUCAAUGUCAUGGGGCCCUACCUGCUGGCGAGUGCCUUCUUGCCACUGAUGUUCGCGGGGGGUGAGAAGACUAUUGUAACUGUCAGCAGUGUUGGAGCCCACAUAGUGCUACCCGGCUUUAGCGGGUACGAGAUGUCCAAGUUGGGCGUCCUCCGCCUCACAGAGUUCCUCGCGGCCAAGCAUGGCGAUGACGGACUCGUAGUCUACUCGAUCCACCCCGGCAACGUCCCGACCGACAUGGUUGGAGGACCAGAAGAAGUUGAUCUCGAAAUAAAACAUGGUGGGUUGAGUAUGCAUUGCGGUUCUACCCAGACAUAA